This is a messenger RNA of Bemisia tabaci, 7259 nucleotides long. RefSeq lists its product as uncharacterized. NCBI's taxonomy places the organism in Eukaryota, Metazoa, Arthropoda, Insecta, Hemiptera, Aleyrodidae. The record is from RefSeq and is a predicted model, not a curated record.
UAGGGGACCGACCGACCGAUGGACGACGAAUUUCGUUGUGCUUUCGAACGUGCUAUGCCUUGCGGUGCACUAUUGUGCACUUUGUAAAGCCCUUUUCCUGCAACACACCUCAUUCUUUUAUUGUGUCCAUGUAUUCGCACCGAGUUUUGUUUCCGCGGAAAAUCGGGCAUUAGCGCUAUUAAUGUCCGACUCCGCAAGUCCUCAAGUUCAUGCACAGUGUUACAUAGUGUAAAACUGAGGCUGAGGUAGGAUUUGGACAGGCCUCAUCUCACUUCAGAAACAAUUCCGGCUGCUUUGGCCACUGGCACUCGUUCUGUGUUUGCUGUUCUAUUAUUUGUGUUUUCGUCUCGACCCGUCCAACGUAACUUAAGCCAAUGGAUUCAAGAAUGAAGAGUGCAGAAGAGCAGCGGCUGAUAGAUGCGAGGAUAGCAGAAAUAAAGAGAAAAGAGCAGCUCAUCAAAAAAAGACAACAGGAAAUAGAGGAAGACAUCAGACUUGCUGCAGAACAAGAUGCGUUGGUAAAUCUUAAACCUGUGGCUGAUGACUGGUUACCUGGGAAACUCAAACCGAACAGCCGAGUUAGUUUUGGGGAAGUAGAGGAAAUGAACCCAACAUCAAAACAGAUGCCUUACCGAGGUAGAGGCCGAACAAAACGUUUUGAUGAUCAGAGGGUUGGAGGCCCACCACCAGAUCCUAUCAGUUUUCUUGCGGAUCCAGAACGGGAUAAUGCUUUGUCUGAUUCAAAUUCAAUGCACUAUCAGCCAAGGAACAAUCGACAAGAACUUCGUCAGGAGCCUCCUCCGAAAAACCUGAAUGAAAAUUGGAGAGGUGAGGAAAAACGGCUACCAGCUAAACCCAUAAAAACUCAAGACGGUGACUGGAGAGAAGAGAAGCAUAAGAACGUGGACAGAAAUUGGCGUGAAGACGGCGCUGGUGAUUAUAUCAGGGAUGACCGAAACCCAGGAGUCAAAACCGUAGAUAUGGUACAAGAUUGGAGAAGGCCUCAAGCUCCACCUAGAGCCCAAACUGGUGCUCCUAACGACAGCUACAUUGUUGAUGAGGACAACUUUGGCCAUACAAGAUACUUACCCAAUCCAAAUGAAAACACACAAAAUCCUAGCGAUCUUCGAAACAAACUCAUGGAGAAACGCACAGCAUCGAGGUUACCGCCUGAUUCAAGAGAGGAGGAAUUACAGGAGCUUCCAUAUUCUGCUUUCAAUAAGCACCCAAGUCCUACAAACUCAGAACUGUUGAAUUCACAAAGAACCUAUGAUGAUCCUCAAACGCCACAAAACUCCGCAUACUACCUAAACUCUAAAGCUCCAUCCUAUGAACCAUUGCAAAAAGUUGAAGAUUUGAGUAAGGUCUACCGCGCAGAAAGCGACGAUGGUUGGGAAGCCAGCGAGCAGUCACUUGUAAAUCAGAAAGUAUACAGAGAAGAGCCCACCAGGACCCAGUACUGGAAAGAAGAUGAUUCUUUGAAUUAUUACGAAGAUCGUCCACCAACCGUUAAUGCUACCCCUCAGUACAUCGGCACUCAAAGAAUUCCAGCAGAGCCGCCCAGAAGGGAGCCGCAAGAGAGAUUUUUCAGGACUCAGUCCCAAAUCAAUGACAAUGAGUGGGCUCCAGAAAUCCAACGGGCUCAAAAUAUUUAUCCCAAUGAGCAGUAUAGUUCUAAUGCUGGAGGGCCGUAUUCAAACGAUGCAUCCUUUGAGCAGCCUCCCUCGCACCGCCGGAUUGUAAAUCCUCCUACUUACGACAGACAGCCUGUCAUUAACCAACAGACUUUAUCCAGUGGUGGUUCUCGUCAAAAUAGUGCAUUGAACACUGGGAGACCUGACGAUGCCUAUGCCUAUUUUCAAGCCAAGAUGGCGAAAGCAAGAGCACAACAGGUCUCAAGCCUUGAGCUAGAUGAAAUGCAGGCACAAUUUUCCAAGAUGUAUCAGACUCCUCCCGAUAGACGAACUACUGCUGGGAGCGCUUCAGCACAAAUGGUGGCUCAAUAUCAGUACGCAGAAACAAACACACCAACACAAGUGCCUGUCAAUGAAAGACAGUAUGCUGAGAAAAUCAAUGCUCGUCAUCAAAUAGCAAUCAAUUCUCAGUCUCUCAACUCGCACCAGCACUCAUAUCCAGAAGCGAAUAGUUUGCACCAACAAUUACCAAAUUCAAGGAAUGUCAGCCAUCACCAGUAUGCUGAAAUGAGUGCACGCCAACCCCAAAGCAUGACGCAACAACAAUAUGAGGCAAAUUGUGCUCGUCAGGUACCUGCACGGUCCAUGAGUAUGAGCCAUCCAGAAUGCAAUGAGAUGAUCGUUCGCCAGCAAGCCCUACAACCGCGGAACAAUAAUCAGGUAGACUAUGCUGAAAUGGUCAGCACUCGUCAUCACACAUCUGAACCCCAAAACUUAAGUCAACGCCAGUAUAGUGAACCCAUCACUGCUCGGCAGCCAGUUCAACAGCCUCAAAGGUAUUUGUCCCAUCAAAUACCUGAGUCUCGCAACAUUGAUCAUGAAUAUGGUGAAAUUAUUGAUUCUCAUCAGCGUGCACCCUUGUCGCAUAAUACAAUCCAGCAAGAAUAUGGUGAAAGAAUCAUUUCUAGGCAGCAGCCAGUGCCAAAUAUUCAUCCGCAAAGUGUAUCACAGCCCCAAUAUGUUAAAAACCAUUAUGCUGAGAUGAAUGCCCCGCAACAAGUAACUAGCAUGGAGAAUAUGUCGUCAGUCAAUCAGCCCAUAACCGCUGAUAUGAAUGACAGGAUUAGGAGAUGUAGAGAGCAGGCCAUUUUGGCACCCCAUGCUUCUAAUGCGCAACAAAGCUAUGCAGAACCACGCAGCCAAAUUGAUUUUCAACGCCUGGAGGCUAUGAAACAAAGUGGAUUUGUAGAAUACAACAGUUCUGUUGGGCGCAAUCCUAUGAAAGGGACAGAUAACAAUCGUCAUAAUGAAGAAUUAAUGCAAAAUUACUCUAGUCGCAUUGAAGUCAGACCUAAUCUCAACAUUCCACGAUCUCAUCCUUCCAUGGAACCAGACUUGUAUUCAGACACCGAGUAUGAUACUCGGUCGGUUGAUCCAUCUCAAAAUCAUUACCUACAAGAAAGUAGAUCUGUGUCCAAGCAGACUGCUAGUGAGCCUCAAGAAGAUCAGUGGACAGCGCAAAUGGUUGAAAUGAGGCAACUGGCAGGUCAAGCGGUACAACAAAGCUCACAGCCCAACUGGAACAUUCAGCCCCCGCAACAGCAGCAGGUGAAUGGACGACAACCUCAACCAGACAGUGAGUCUCUUUUAGCUUUCCAGAAUGAACUUGUAGCUCACGCAACAGACAGAAUCCAAGCGAGAGUGAAUAGUGCGUUAAAUGACAGGUUGAAAAGAGCUAGAGAUGCUGCCCUUCAAGAAAAGCAGGAGCCACCGCUUCAGCCAUCUCCUGUAGGAAGAGCCAUCAAAGGGUGCUCUCAGCCGUCGGCUGGUGACAAUCAGCCUCAAAUCUUGCAACCUCAAAUUGACAGUUGGCAAAAUAGCAUAAAACAAACUUCAGAUUAUCUCCCUGCAAUUCCUCUUCAAGAACCUCAGCCUUCAAAAUCACCAGAUGUUAAUCAACAUGGUCCGGAAAGUGUUCAAUCCUGCCUGUUGCGUGAGCCAGAAGCAGAAGUGCCAUUAGAAGAAGAGCAAAUAGAAAUAAAUUUACCAACAUGCAUUGAUUUAUCAAAGCCGCCUCCAGCCAUUCCAGGAGUUCUUUCUUCAGGACCUCCGGACCUACUCUCAGAUGAAAUAACAGCAAAGAUAUUUUCUGCCCCCCCACCAGUAAUCCCCGAGUUGAACCCUGAUAGUGAUGAUGCUGAAAAAUUAAUCGCAAAACCCUACUAUCAGUAUAAACCUCCAUCCAACCAGUCUUUCCGCCCAAAGUUAACGUUUUCUCUGGAGAAGAAGGGGCUAGAAAAGACUGAUCAGUCAUCUGCUACUAGUUCUGCCUCAUCGCCGCCGAAAAACGAUAGGCUCAAGAAGGACACUGUCUCCAAAGAUGAAAAAGCGUCCAAUAAAAAGAAUCAAGAGGUGGUAGCAGAAAAACGUAUUUCAGCAGCGGAACGUGUUGCAAAACUCCUAGAAACCCCUGUAGUCCUGCCUGAUUACACUCCCAGUUAUGUUUUAAAAGUCUUGGGAGAAGAAGAAAUUAAGAACAUCAAAUCCAGAACAGCUGGAAAUAGCCGCAAUGCCCAAAAUGUUGGAUCUUAGUUCAUACUCUUCAAGGGUACUCUUUGCAUGAAGACAGAUCCAGUGACUUUCUAUUUGUUCCUAUCUUGCCAGAAAGAUGAAAAUGAAACAUUUUGAGUUCACUCGAAAAUCUGAGUAUUAGAUUCACUCGCCUCUAAUUCCAAGAGUAAUCGCCCAGGAACUUACGGUUUUUUGGCGGAAUGUUCAUGUAGUGAACAAAACAAUCCAGAUGAAAUCUUUUUUAGCUAAAAUUCAGUAGAAGUAGCAGUGAUUUAAUUUCCUUGGAAAUCUUACACAGACCCUUACUCUGUAUAAUUUACAUUAUGAUACAAGUUUGUGGGUGUACAAGAACGUUAAGAGGAAAUACAUAAGUAGAAAUCAGUCUGAGAAAAAUGAGGAUUAUGUACUUAAAAUAAUUUGGUUGUUUUUUCUGUUUACCAGUACGUAGAUCUCUGAGUGCUUUCUCUUGACUUUUCUAUCAUUUAACACUUACAGCUCCAGUUUACUUUCUAGAAUAUCUAGUUCUUGAAGCUCCCUAACGAAAGGUUCACAAUUUGGAUUGCUGAAUGAGUCCUGAAAUUAGCAAGGACUCCUAAUUUUGACUCACAGAAAACUAUGCCAUGAAAUGGAGGGUUUCUUCUUUUUAUACCUCUUGAUGAGAGUGAACUAUGCCAGUUUUAACUCGUGACGGUUUGAUUUCAUUUUCUGGUGCUAAGGAUCCAGCCUAUGGCCAACUGAUCUGCUUAAGACUUCCAUUUUAGACCAGUCCAGACAGUUCAGUCAUUCCUGUGGAUGAGUUUUGAGAUCCUUCUGUGUAUUAGCAGUGCACUGGGAAGUUAAAAUGCGAUGCAUUUCUCAUGGGAGACGCAAAUUCUACAUCAUACUUGCUGCAGUGGAGCGGGGGUCCCUCUGGCUUCUCACUGAUGAUCAAAUUGAUUUUCAAUGAUUCUCCUACUAACUCCUAUUUGAAUAAAUCCAGCCCAAGCCCUUUAGCGGAUCCUAUGUAAUCGUGUGGAUCUCAAAAAGAUGUGUAGUGACUGACCUGUGUGGAUUGGUAUUGCUUCUUUUUUUAAAUUCUUAUUUCUCUCUCCAAUCAUCACACAAGUUUUGUCUUUUCAUGUUUUUUUUUUUUUUUUUCCAAUUGAUUUUUACACGUUGACAACCACAGCAGUUAGCAAAAGAGCCUUUUGCAUCUCCAGGCUGGUCAUCAUGGCAAAAUACGAUAGUAGAGUUUUACCGAUUCUAUGUAUUUGCCUAAAGCCACCCACCCUGAGAUGGUCACUGAGACGUAAUGGGCUCCAUCGUCCUAGAUGAACAUCAGCAGGCCUUGUUUCAUGAAACAUUUUAACGAAUUUUAACUUUGUUUGCUGAACUGUUCGUCGCUAACUGUGCUAACGCACGUCUUUAUGUUAUCAUAGUUUUGUUGAAUUAUUCUCUGAAUCCGUAGUUUUGAUCAUUUCAAGUUACCUCAGGCGAACUGUAUGUGAACAACAUCACCCGUAAGCUUGUGCUACUAAACUAUGCCGAACGGUGGUGGCUAGCUGAAUGGGUUCAUUUGUGUAGAUGGAGCCUUAAUUCUCACGUUUUGUGACAAAAUCAGCAUCAGGGAACAGUGAGAUGGCUAAGAUUCAGUGAGAAAAAAAUGUUUUGAUCCCUACUUUCGUUAGACGAUUAGUAAGCUUGAGGCAUGAUCCUGUGGAAGUCGACGUGUUGAUCAAUGUGCGUUGAUUAAAGUGUUAAUCAACCAAGGCCCAGUUCUACCUCUUCUUGACAAAUUUAAUCUCCUGAUAGAGAAAAAUUUAAAAUGCUGUUUCAAGAGAUUUUAAAGCUUGACCUCUAUGUUUCAUUGCGUGAAGGUCAUCUUUGGCUCUGGCGGAACAUUACCUGUAAAAUGGAAUGAAACGUUUAAAACGUAUCAAGUGGUGAUAGAACAGGGCCUGAACUAUAUUUUAGAUUUUGAACCUCUAUGGUGCCACUCAUUCAAAUUCAAUUGUGUCUUAACAUUGAAUUUUCAAUUGUCAAAACAAUUAGCAGGAUCUAAUGUCUGUAAUUAGUGCUUAAUUCUAGUUGGAAAUGAUUUGUUAAAAAAUUUUGAAACUAUUACUUCUUUUGGUGUAUAGUACUCAAAAAAAAAAUUCUGGCCUCCUUGCAUUUAUAAAUCAAUUCUGCACCAAUGUUUUCAGAUGGACAGAUCAUUGAUGUAUUUCUACAGUUGAGUUGAUCAAUGUGAUUCAGUGUUAAAAGGAGACUAAUUGAAGGCUUAUCACACAAUUUGUUACAUGUCAUUGUAUGUUAUGUUUGAAAUUUUAAAUUUUGACAUGCCCAAUUUCCUUAAGUCAAUGUCUUAAAGUAAACAAGACACUUUGACCUUAUCAUUUUUAAUUUUUUUCCUUGAAGUUCAAGGAAACCUCUGAAAUCGUCAAGAUCUUUUUCGUUUCAAUUCUUUUUCUUAUUAACUGAAACGUAUUUCAGAUUACCUUUUCAUCCUUCAUAUGUGACAAGGGUAGUCAGAAUGGAUCUGUUCUGGUAGUCACAAAAUUGUGUUUUGAUUUUUUCAGAUUAUUGAUCAGCAAUAAAUAAUAAACUCCGUUCAAACAUCAAGUUUCCAUGUCUAAUGUUAACAUCAUUCUUGCACACACAACGUCAUCCUUUAAAAUACAGGACGUAUGAAAUAAUCCACCACAGCGGUGUGUGUGUACUACAUCUUCCACCUUGAUUUCAUUACUAUGAUUUGAUUGAUUCAUUAAAACAAUGCACUGACGCAGCGGAUGAUGUCACACACUGUGUUGCAUGGAGAGUGAUACCUCCAUUAAUAUUGGAUGUGGAAACAAGGCAUUUGGACAGAUCAUUUCAUUUUUUGCUAAACUUUAAGCUUCAACCAUAAAAAUACAAUUCUAUUAUCAGCGCAACUCACACGUUGUUCACACAAUGAGAAGAAUUAGUAAAUAAUCUCCAAAAAUAAUUUUUACAUUAUCCACUAUAGUGAAUAUGCAUUUUUCAAACAAGCAAAUUGUAUUUCAGAGACUUUUUUUCUCUUAAAAUUUUUACCACCAA